Molecule: messenger RNA, 1806 nt
Organism: Spinacia oleracea (spinach)
Lineage: Eukaryota; Viridiplantae; Streptophyta; Magnoliopsida; Caryophyllales; Amaranthaceae
Product: pectate lyase
Exons: 4
Coding region: 175-1515 (446 amino acids)
Molecular function (GO): pectate lyase activity
Source: RefSeq, a predicted model, not a curated record
AUUUCCGUUCUUUAUACCUCCAUUUCCAACUAACAAUAAUGAAUUUUCGAUCUUGGAGGAUUCAAUAAUAGAUUUCUUUUUUUAAAAAAAAAAACCGAAAAGAAAAAAAUUAAAAUACUUAUACAUAAAAAGAAAAAAAAAUAUUUGUAGGAGAUAAGAAGGAAAAAACAUAUAAUGAUAAAAGUUACAAUACUUAAUAAGUUCUUGUUCGUCGUGUUUGUGUUUGUGUUCGUGUUUGUAUCGAUCGUCCCCCUUCACCCUGUACAGGCUAACAUUGGUGAUUACGAUGACCAUUGGAAAGCCCGUGAGCUGGAAGCUAAGGAGAAUGCAGCUAAGGCUUACCAUACCGAUCCACACGAACUUUGUCACGAUUUUCACAAAGAAGUCCGCAAUGAUGAUUUACAUGAGACCAACAAUACAAGAAGAGCCCUAAGGAAGUUUAGUGGUGCAUGUCUAGCUGCCAACCCAAUAGACCGGUGUUGGAGGUGUGACAAGAAGUGGGCCCGGAACCGCCAAAAGUUAACCGAAUGCGCCCGUGGGUUCGGGCACAAGACCACCGGGGGUAAAAACGGACGAAUCUACGUGGUCAGCGAUAACUCGGAUAAUGACAUGGUGAACCCUAAGCCAGGAACCCUACGUCAUGCAGUGAUCCAAGACGGACCACUUUGGAUCACCUUCAAACAUGGCAUGGUUAUUAGGCUAGCCGAAGAGCUAAUCGUGUCGAGCAACAAGACGAUAGAUGGCCGGGGUGGGCACGUACACAUAGCCGGCGGGGCCGGGUUAAUGUUACAAUUUGUGGACAAUGUGAUCAUACAUGGUGUACACAUACAUGAUAUUAAGACGGGAAAUGGAGGGAUGAUACGAGAUUCUAUUAGCCAUUACGGGUUUAGGACGGCUAGUGAUGGUGAUGGUAUAUCCAUAUUUGGGUCUACUAAUAUUUGGAUUGAUCAUGUUUCCAUGUCUAGAUGUAUGGAUGGUUUGAUUGAUGCUAUUGAGGCUUCUACUGCUAUUACCAUUUCUAAUUGCCACUUCACUGACCACAAUGAUGUGAUGUUGUUUGGAGCAAGAGAUACGUCCACAAAAGACAAAAUAAUGCAAGUAACACUAGCCUUCAACCAUUUCGGAAAGCGUUUGAUACAAAGAAUGCCAAGAUGCAGAUUCGGAUUCUUCCAUGUCCUUAACAAUGACUACACUCAUUGGGAAAUGUAUGCCAUUGGUGGAAGCCAAAACCCUACUAUCAUUUCUCAUGGAAAUCGAUUCAUCGCCCCUCCUAAUCCAUUUGCUAAAGAGGUGACCAAGAGGGAAUAUACACCAUACAAUUUGUGGAAGGAUUGGCUAUGGACGUCGGAUGAAGAUAUAAUGUUGAAUGGAGCAUUCUUCAACCAGUCUGGAGAUCUAUCAAAGAAAUUCUCCUACACAAGACAAGAUAUGAUCAAAGCUAAACCGGGAAGUUACGUCAAGCGCCUCACACGCUUUGCCGGUGCCCUUAAGUGUAGGGAAGGCUUUCCAUGCUAAAUUAGGAUUAUCUACCUAAUUAAGCUACUUUGUGAUUAAUGGGAGACGAGUAAACAGCAGUUAAAUGGACUGUGUUGUAAGGAGUAUGUUCUAGUUAUACCGUCCCAAAUGCUUUGUUUUUACGUGUAAUUCUUGCUUAAAAAUAAAGGAAAGAACAAAGAGAGAAAUGUAUGAACAAAAUCAAGCAAUGUAUAGCUUUGGUUUUAAUGAAAAAAAUGAAAUCAUUUCAUGUAUAAGACCAUACAAUACCGUAAUCGCACCUCGCUAAUUGAAAACUUAACUGUUGUAAUC